CCUCUGUGCUUAAAACCCCACGACCCCAAUUAGACUGUGGUCAUCCAGGCAUCAUGUCUUCUCUUCAGCGGAUCGUCGUGUCAGCCCUGCUGAUUCUUACCAUCACCUUUGCUUUCUUUGCGCAGAGCUCGGAGGCGGCCAAAGGUCCUAAGAUCACUCACAAGGUUUACUUUGACAUUGAGCAUGGCGACGAGAAGCUUGGACGUAUCGUAAUGGGUCUUUACGGCAAGACUGUUCCCAAGACCGCAGAGAACUUUCGUGCUCUCGCUACUGGCGAGAAGGGCUUCGGCUAUGAGGGAUCGACGUUCCACCGAGUGAUCAAGUCCUUCAUGAUCCAGGGCGGUGACUUCACCAAUGGCGAUGGCACUGGUGGCAAGUCCAUCUACGGCCAAAAAUUCGCCGACGAGAACUUCAAGCUCAAGCACUCCAAGAAGGGACUUCUUAGCAUGGCCAACUCUGGGAAGGACACAAACGGCUCUCAGUUCUUCAUCACCACCGUGGUCACCUCGUGGCUCGACGGGCGCCACGUUGUUUUCGGCGAAGUCCUCGAGGGCUACGAUGUCGUCGACGCUAUUGAGAAUGUGCCCAAGGGCGGAGGCGACAAGCCUUCAAAGACGGUCAAAAUCGCCAAGAGCGGCGAGUUGGAGGUCCCCCCUGAAGGUAUACAACUCGAAAACGAUAAAGAUGAGCUAUAGACCCUCAAGAUAGCUGUGGACCAGACGGAGAGGCGCUGAUUCUUCCCUUUAUCAAGAUACAUAUGGCGAAGCGGAGCCUGCUAUCAGUGGCGACAACCUCGACAUCACUUCGCAACAAACACUGGCAGAC
This is a messenger RNA of Paraphaeosphaeria sporulosa, 825 nucleotides long. Its product is annotated as peptidyl-prolyl cis-trans isomerase B. The record is from RefSeq and is a predicted model, not a curated record. Gene Ontology annotation, biological process: protein peptidyl-prolyl isomerization; protein folding. The coding region runs from base 54 to 695 and encodes 213 amino acids. Gene Ontology annotation, molecular function: peptidyl-prolyl cis-trans isomerase activity. Lineage: Eukaryota; Fungi; Ascomycota; Dothideomycetes; Pleosporales; Didymosphaeriaceae. The transcript has 6 exons. Gene Ontology annotation, cellular component: endoplasmic reticulum; fungal-type vacuole.